Messenger RNA from Stomoxys calcitrans (stable fly), 5164 nucleotides. RefSeq lists its product as uncharacterized. Bases 2173 to 4677 code for a protein of 834 amino acids. The transcript has 9 exons. NCBI's taxonomy places the organism in Eukaryota, Metazoa, Arthropoda, Insecta, Diptera, Muscidae. The record is from RefSeq and is a predicted model, not a curated record.
CGGAAGGUGUACAAAAUUUUUGCGUGCGCGCCGCUUUCGUGUCUGUUUAUGUUUCAAAUCUGAAAAUUUGAAAGUCCCCAAAAUUGAAAAUAGCAUAGAAUCAAUGUUUUUCCUCUAGCAGCCACUUGGUCAAGUAUAAUUUACAGAAGUUGUGAAAAAACCGUUGUUGAAAAAUAAAGUAAAAUAUUAAACGAAAUUCGAUGUCAUAGUGUUAAGUAAAUCUUCGUUCAUGAGAGAAACGAGUUACAAUGCCGCCUCUUUGCAUUUCUGGCGUUGCAUUUAGUGGAGACAACAACCCAUCUCAGUAGUCCGUCCAGACAGCCUUGAAACUGCUGCUGUUCGUUUACAAAAGAAAUAGAAAUCAUAAAACAAAAGUAGAAAAGUGUCCAUAUAAUAAAAAAAAAAUAAAAAAGAAGCACUUGAGAAAAAAGUAAAACAAUACCCUUUCAGCUGAAUGACGGUUGACUGACAGGUAGACUCAUUUACUGCAUGCGACGCCAACAACCACUGCCAGCAGCAUAACAAUGCAACAGCGGACUAUAUAUAUGAUCGAAACCUUGUCGCUGUGAAAUGGAUCUGUCGGAUGCACAUGACAAUUUUUUAUGAAUUUCAGUCCUAGUGUUUGUUGUUUGCUUUUUUUCUUCUUCUUCUUCUUCGGGACAAUUUCUCAACAACAUCAACAUCAGAAGCAGCAACAGUAGCAGUCAGCAACAAUAAAAAGACCGACACAUAUUUCAUGUUUUUCGCCUUAGAUUUUGCAUUGCGUCGCUCUAAUGAAAAACAGUGAAAAUGAAACUUUUCUUGGGCCAAGUGAUUGUGUGGCUGGCUGGCUGGCGUUCUUGUAACGUUUCAAAUCAACAAAAAAACUGAAAGCAGCCCCACAAUUUCUUGCCUUUCGGAUGAAAUUAGACAUGAUGGCAUUGAGGAUACCAGCUCAGCAAGUACACUGCAAAUCUCCCUCUGUCUCCUUAGUUCCGAUUUGUAUUUCCGUCAUUGAAAGUGUUUAAAGUUUUCGGUGGUAUUAUUUUUUUUUUUACUCAGAUGCUUUAUUUUAUUAAACAUUUAUUUGAGUGGUUCUCUUUUAGUGAUUAAUUCAUGAUUUUUAUUAAUUUCUCAAUAUUUAACAAUUUUUAAUAAAACUAUGCCUUUAAUAAAAUUAGCUGUGUUAAGUGCUGCACGACCAUUUCAUUAAGCGCAGAGUUGAUAAAAUAGACAAGAAUUUCUACUAUUUUAUUACAUACAAAAUCGCCUAUCGUAUCAACAACAUGCAUUAAGGGGUAAUUGUAAAGAUUGGUUACCUCACUUAACAUAUGAUAGAUUUUGAUCAUUUCAAAGAACCACAAAAGACUCCACGGAAAUCACCAGGCUACAUUCUCGCAGACAGGCAGCACAGCAACGAGUUCUUUGUGUGAUGCGUUGUUUUUUCGCGUCUUUUGCCUUCAAGCGUUUUCAUUACAGAAUAUUACGAAAUAUUUAAUGCGCCGUUAUUCAAACAAAUGCUAAAGAAAUACAAACAAAACAAAAAUUGAGAAAAGAAAACAGAAGAAAAAAAAAAACAAGCCAAGCUUCAAGGUGUUAAUUUAACAUUUUCUUCACAAGUGCCUGGGAGCGUUAGUGGCCGCGAGAGUGUGCGUGUGCAACAUUAAACGCUGCCACUUCUUCUUUUGUCGCCAGCCAAAUUUAAAAAUGAAAGCGAAAUUUCGUUGUCAUCUCAUUUGUAAGCACAGAUUUUGUACAAAAUAAGCAGCAGAAGUUUCCCUUUUUAUACUGAAAAGGGACAGUCGCAAAGAAUAUUACGAUCACUCUUCUACAUUGAGCUGAGAUUCAAACCGAAUGCAGUAUUUCAACUACGCCAUACAGACAUCCUCUCGUUUCCUAACCUCUACAGUUGUCGGCAACCAAAACCCCCAAAAUCGCACACCCAUACCCUCACCCGCUCAAGCAGGCUCUUCAGUCGUCAAUCACGAUAGGACGGAGGUAGACGCAGUGAACGGCAAUAGAGUGAAUAUCAGCGAAAAUAACACAAAGGAUCCGGACUUUUCGCCCUGCCAAGUGGUGACAUCUGGAGCGACCAGUGCUAGUGAGCCCGAUAUUGCACAAACUCCAUGAAAUUUACUUCCAUUUAAUGUUAACUUUGCGCGUAACAAACUGUUAUCAUUCUUUACUCGCGACAUGGCCGCCACUGAUGGCCAAAUAGUAUUGGCCGCCUCCCGUUUCGGGGACACAGCAACAUCGCCACCCGUCUAUUUGAGGGAUUUUUCCAAGCAGAAAUUACCGGCCGUAGCUAAGAUUGUCAAGGGGCAACACCAAAAUCUUGGAGUGCCCACUCUUUCGGCUCCUUCGCUGCAGAGUACGGCCUUAUUUCUCAGCUCAGGCAAGAAGUAUCAAAUUCUGGCACAGCCCAUCAAGUUGAAGGAGGGUCGUAAACCAACCAAUGUUGGUGCUAAAGUUCUCAUACCCGAAACCUAUCCGGGUUUCUUCGAACUGCUCAGUGAGGAUGGCCGUUCGACACGCUGCAUUGAAUCGGUCUUGGAGCUGUCGAAGCGGCGCAACUGCCGUGUCUUGGUGCGUGAAACCUUUCGUUGCCCCCAAAUGAGUCGAACCAUUCAUGCUGGUGAGCUGCUGACCACCAUGAAUGACAAUGGCAAAGUGUUGCAGUGUAAGAAUAUCAAGGAUGAGAUCAUCAAUUUGCCACUCGAUACCAAAGCGAAAUUUUCACCCAUAGCAAAGGAGGAUAGUAUAAGUGGGGUUCACACUGUGAAGAAUCUGCUACUCAAGAGGAUGCCGGUAGUAGUAAGAUUAGUUCAUGGCAGCGUACCGAAGGGCUUGAAACAACCUUUCGUGGCGGAAAUGCGUCUAUUGGGCUGUGUUGAAAUCGAUCGCAUUUUUGCUUUACCCUUGCAAAAGGACAAUGAUCUGGUGCCAGUUCCCCUCAAUGCAAAAAUAAAACUGCAGCGAGCCAAAAACAUGGAUCAGUUGGAACAUUUCAUCGAGUACACGCGAUUCCUGGACAAGGCUCAACGAUUGCUCUGCGAUGCCCGCGAUCGCCUGCAAGUCGUCGACAUCAAACUGUCGGAGAAGGAGAAGAAGGACUCGAAAUUUAGCAAUCGCAAUAAAUUACCCGUGGUUAUGUUGCCAUCAGCGGCCGGAGUGGCGUAUGUAGCCAAUGGCCUGCUCGAGAACGGAUACAUUCUGAAACGUAGUGCCAGCUGUGACUCGUACAGUAAAGGUCAGCCGUCCGCCGAAAUUUCGGAUGAUUACAAGGACAUCGAUCACAUAUACGACUAUGUGCGGGGUUUGGCUCCGCUGUCGAAAGCUUUGUCACGAUUUGAGCCCAUCAAUGAGACGCCAACGAUCAAGUCACACUACACCGAUAGCAGUGGCAACUAUUGUAGCCUGAUACGUGUCAAUCAGAAUUCAAAUGGCCAUAAUCAUCAUAACAGUAACAGCAAUAAUAAUAAUAACAACAACAACAACAGCUUGAAUAACAACAAUAGUUUAAAUAACAGCGGCAAUAACAAUACCAGCAGCAACAACAACUAUAGUAGCCUGGAAUCGAAUAAACACACCAAUACCAACAGCAGUCACAACAGCAGCAGCAAUCACAGUCAUCAUCAUUCGCACCAUCAUCACUUACCACCGGCUGCCGUUGGGCAUCAUCAGCAUCAGCAUUCGCACCAUCACCACCAGAAUCACUCCCAUAAUCAUGCUACUCCGCCACCACCCACAACCGGUGGUGGCCAUGUAGUCAAUCAUUACCAACAUAGUCAUGUCCAGGAGGACAUUAAGCCAGUGCCACCACCCAUAGAGACGAUACCGGGUAAAAAAUUACCAGAGAAACGACAAAGGCCUACACUACCAAAGCUUUACUUGAAGAAUACCCACAGUGCCGGCAGCAGCAGUGGAGGUGGUGGAAUGGGCGGCGUUGGCGUUGGUACUGCCAACACUAACACGAGCAGCUCCAAUGGCAGUCACCAUCAGCAACAGCAUCACCACCAUAACCAACUUCAUAGUCACCAGGCGUCGGCGUUGAAUACGCCUGGAUCCGCUGCCGUUGUGGCUGCAGUGGCUGCUCAUCACCAUACGCAUCAUCAUCCGCACAAUGGAUCAAAUGGUCGAGUCUUGACACCAAGCAAUCAUCACCACUCACCUCUAAAUGGCAAUGUGGCACCACUAAGCGCUGGUAUUCUGUCAAAGGAUUGUGGCUUGGAACCGCAGUCGCCAUUAUUUCAUAUUCGUUACAAAAGUCUAAGUAGUCUGCAAUUGACACCUGAUAGCACCUCCAUUUCACCGCCGAUCUCAACCAAUCCCAAAGGUCAAUCCAUAGUCGCACCACCCGAUCUAGUACUUAAAUGUAGUAGCAACAACAGCAACAACAACAAUUGCCAUCCAGCACCUCUACCGCUGAGUAAAAGUUCCAGUACCACUGGCGGUUUAACGGGCAUGCUGCACUCGCACCCACACAAUCCACGCGAAGGAACUCUCGAUUCAUCACGCAGUGGUGGACGCACUUCCGGUGACUCGAACAAACUGCCCGAAAAGAAGACGAGACGUCUUUCGAGGCCUCGUAGUUUAUCGAAUUUAGUCUGGGAUCUGAGGCCAUCCAAAGAAAAGUCCAAAAAGAAACUCUACAUCCAUCACUUUGACCACCGUCAACAGGCCACAUUGUAUUUGUAGCCAGCCAACAUUGGCUAAGUCGACUCAAGGAGCCUGGUAGUUUUCUUUUCUUAUUUUUAGUAAUCAUGACAGGCUUUAGAGUACAUUUACCCUGUUGUCGGCAAUCGGCCAGUCGUCGUAACCGCCUUCGCCGUCGCCGUCUCAUCCGCUUCUGACAUAUUAGAAAAACAAAGAUGUAUUUAAAGCCUACACCUACUCAUAGUUACAGAUAGAAAUAGUUUGAGACAUGCAACAGAUCCGCAUCUCACAACCCAUCAUCAUCAGUCCCAGCCUCACCAGCCAUCUUCUUCGUCUUUGCCAUCGCCAUCGUCAUCCUCAUCAACAUUCAGUCAUUGUAGCAUCCACAAGUAACCGCAUUUAAUUCUUCUCUCUCCAAUGUUGCCAUCAUUAACAGCUUCAGCAGCUUCAACUCCAACACCAUCGCCGCCAUCAGAAACAACAAAGUUGUUUAAGUGUUCGCAGAAAUGGAAUGGAAAGAAUUACUUCA